Molecule: messenger RNA, 3585 nt
Organism: Mycena citricolor
Lineage: Eukaryota; Fungi; Basidiomycota; Agaricomycetes; Agaricales; Mycenaceae
Source: the annotation of a GenBank genome assembly
CGGCCUGAUGCGUUGAUCACCGUAUCUGUGCAACACAGCAUCGUGGAUUCGUGAUCAUUCAAAUUGUGUCCGAGGUCCACAUCUCCCUGUCAUCUGUUUCUCUCACUCCCAAACCGCGCUCUCCCUACUUACCGGCGACAAUCGGCAUGGCCAUUCGACGCCAACCCUCCUCGACCUCCCUCGCGCGUUAUGCAGUCGCAAAGUCUCCGGGCGUGGAUCUCUAUAACGGCAGCACGUCGCGCGACUUCUGCAAUUCCUUCUGGGGCGCGGGCGACGCCGGUGUGAACGUACUAUUUGCCCGAAUGCGCGGCGCGAGUCGUACGACGGACGAGCUGCGCAACUUCUGGAAGGAGCGAGCAACUAUUGAGGAGGAGUACGCCGCGCGGAUGAUGAACCUCGCGAAGGCGACGCUGGGAAAGGACGAGAUUGGAGAAUUGCGGAAUUCUCUCGAUACCCUCAGCCUUGAAACGGAGAAGCAAGGCGUUGCCCAUCUCGAAUUCGCCUCCCAAAUACGAUCGGAGUUGGAGGCACAGACCACUGCGUUUCUCAGCAAACAAAUCACACAUCGUAAAAAUCUGCAGGGCCCGCUGGAGAAACGAUUCAAAGUCAAGCAGACACAGGAAUCGUAUACCCUCAAGGCGCGCGAGAAGUAUGAAAGCGACUGCCUUCGUAUCGCUUCUUAUUCGCAGCAAAUUUCAGUCAACCCGGGCAAAGACGUUGAGCGGCUCCAACUCAAGUUGCGCAGGGCGCAACAGACGGUCCAGGCAAACGAGAAGGACUUUGCCAACUUUACGAAAACGGUCAUGGAUAUGACACCGCUAUGGGAAAGGGACUGGAAGAACUUUUGUGAUGCAAGUCAGGACCUGGAGGAGGACCGCCUGGACUUCAUGAGGGAUAUCAUAUGGAUGUAUGCGAAUGCGGUUUCGACGUUAUGUGUGUCUGAUGACCAGUCUUGUGAACGGAUCCGUAGUGUGUUGGACCAGCUUGAGCCGGACAAAGACAUCGAGAACUUUGUGGAAGAAUAUGGGACAGGGAACUCGAUACCAGAUCCACCGGUCUUUGUGCCGUAUCCUUCUCAACAACCGGACUCUUCAUCGAGACCAACUACUUCUUCUCGCACCGCCGAGUUUGAACGGGCAUCCGUUCGGCCUGUGCCUGCUUAUGGCGCCGACCAGGACCCCCUUAGCCCGAGCUUGGUGGCCGAACAAAUUAUUCCUACUGCCAUUGUUGCCGCCGCCGCCCCGAUCCGUGCCACCGAUCGAGCUGAUUCGCAAUCGCAAUCGGAUGCCGGGAGCAUGCGAGGAGAAUAUCAGGAUCGGGGGAUUGUGGAUCCCAUGUUAACGCGAUCUCCCAAUGGCUCGGCCAAUGUCACGAGACCUAUGCAGGCCUCGCCAGUAGUGCAACCGACGCAGCCUCCGCCGUCGGCACCACCACAGGUGCAGCCGCAACAACCAAUUCAGCCUCCGCCCACAUCGUAUCAGCAGCCGGACCCCGAAGUUACUCUCAGUCGACGGGCGUCGGGCCCUCUGCCUCCACAACCGUCAGUCUUGCCGUACAACUCCCCGCCCGUCCGGGCCCCGACUCCCCAACCCGAAGAAUCCGGUCGCAUAUUGUUUUAUGUGAAGGCGCUUUAUGACUACACUGCUACUAUCGCAGAAGAAUUCGACUUCCAGGCAGGAGAUGUGAUUGCCGUGACUGCGACUCCGGACGACGGAUGGUGGAGUGGAGAGUUGCUGGACGAAGCUCGUAGGGAGGAGGGCCGACAUGUCUUCCCCAGCAACUUUGUGGUUUUGUUUUAAUCCGCUAUGUGCCCGCACUCAAUCAUCUGUAUCAUACACAAUAGUGCCUAGCCUACUCAUAUAUUUUCAGGCAAUUUAAUAGGGUCAUUUAGCUCCAUGUACAUACAGUCGUUAUUUAUUGUGCUGUCUGCGUUGUUGCCAAUUUUAGAUGGACCCACAACGCGUGGCGUAGGUGACGGCCAAUUGUUUCCUGAUUGGGUGCUGCUUGUUCUCUUCCACCUUCGUGAUGAUUGCCACCCCAGGAACAGCAGUGACUAGCCUGGAACAAGACCUCCCAUCUUUCAGAUAGACGCCCUAUGCCUGUUGGUUACUAGGUCGGUCUUUGUCCUUUCUCGGCAGCGACCAACCCGGCCCAAGCAAUCGCUUAUAUUCUCCUCCGACACCGACAGCCAAACUUCGCCCCACAAUCCCAUGCCAUGCCCCAACCCCCAGAUGGCUGUGCGCUCCACCGCCUUUGCCACCAGCCACAGGGGUCCUGUGCACCAGCCUCGACCCGUUGCAGCGUCUGCUGCCUUCCUCCCGCAUACAAGAAAGAACGGGUGGCAAGGAACAGCAUAUAGCCAGCCUACCGUGACGGACGACAAUUUCCUCGGCAUCUACACGAGCGACCACCCACCCGAGUCGGGUCCUUCUCGCUGUCGCGACCGAGCGCCGAGUCCGCCACGUCGCGCUAUCCAGGACUAUGAACGCGUAGGUGGGUGGAUGUUCGACGCGGCCGGCGGAACGUACUACGUCUCGUAUGGCCACAUUACGGAAGUAACCGAAGACGAUCAUGGUUCCGGCCCUGGCCACGAGCUCUACCGCGGCGGAGAUGAAGCUUUCGAUGGACGCAGCAUGACGCCGCCGCCGUGCCCCCGGCUUCCGACGAUGGAGCUUAUUCCCGAGGAAAUUGUGGACCGACUACCUCAAGGCGAGGCCUACUUCGACCUUGCCGCCUCUUUACGUCCCGCGACGGUAUAUGAAUCGAGUUCCAGCUCCAACUCCAGCUCCAGCUCGUGCUCUGGCCAGCUCUACCUCGAGCAAGUACCUAUGUGUCCGACAGUGGCUCAGGAAGAGAGCGUCCUCCAGGAAAACCUCAGCAGAAUCGAGGAGACCUUUGACGAGGCUAUUUCUUUGCGUCUGAAGCUGAGCAUGACGCAUCUCCCUGACUCGACGGACCUCGGACUACUGCACGAGCUGGAGAGAAGCCUUCGCCACUCUCGCCGUGCUCUGAAGCGGCGCCUGCACAUCUCUGCCGACAGAUGGGAGGCCCGAAGCGACUCUUCUCGCACACGCUUCUUCGAUCGAUUGAGGGUUCUGAGCACCACUCUCAGUCGCCUGCGCCAGUUCUGCGUGGAGCAUCACUUGCGAGUGACCGAACUCAAACAAGUCCGGGCGACAUUAGAACGGUACCUCUCCAAGCUUGCCAGCUUGAUGCUCAAGAUCGAUGCAACAUUUGAUUCGCUAUCGGUCGGCGAAUAUCAAAAAUCCGACACACGGAUACACCGCCGCAUUCAGGAAUAUGUCGACGAACGAAAACAAGCAGCCAGACUCUCCAGAGACCAGUGGCUGAUGCAAUACGACCGCACACUUUGAUAUCGAUUUCUCCCAGAUAAAAUCGCUCUCACGACCCUUGCUCUGACGAAUUCACGCUUUCAUAAUGCUAUCGAAUGCUCUCCAUUACGCUCUCUCAAUGUAUCUUUUCUGUAUUUCAAUCCAACCUGAUAGAGAAUGGGAAACCAAGUGUGUCGGGGUUGGUCCAUCACCGAUGGGACCGUGCGGCCAUCACACCUUCUAUUUUAGUCAA